AUGAAGGACCGACUGGCACAGCUUAAAGAGAACACGGAUGCAGCCCCCGACGACGUGGAGGUCCAGGUGGAAGAUAAAGAGUUUAUGGAAGGAUUCUUUACUCAGAUCGACGAAAUCCGCACCAGUAUUGAAAAGAUGGAUGAGAACGUGACGGAAGUGAAGCGGCUGUACUCCGUCAUCCUGUCUGCACCUACGUCAGACCAGAAGACCCAAGAUGACUUGGAGGCCAUCACCAACGAAAUCAAGAAACUAGCCAACAAUGCUCGUAAUAAACUCAAAAGUAUUGAGCAAAGUUUGGAGCCGAAUGCAGAUGACAGAGUUUCGGCUGAUAUGCGGAUUAAAAAGUCUCAGCACGCCAUCCUGGCUAGGAGGUUCGUGGAAGUUAUGACCAGGUACAACGAAGCUCAAGUCGAUUUCAGAGAAAAGAGCAAAGGGCGAAUUCAGAGACAGCUGGAGAUCACUGGUAAAACCACCACUGAUGAUGAGCUGGAGGAGAUGCUGGAUGGUGGAAAUGCGGCCGUCUUCACAGCGGGGAUCAUGGACUCGGCCAUCUCCAAACAGGCCCUGAGUGAGAUCGAAGCCAGACACAAAGACAUCAUGAGACUGGAGAGCAGCAUCAAGGAGCUGCAUGACAUGUUUGUGGAUAUCGCCAUGCUGGUGGAGAACCAGGGAAGCAUAAUUGACAGGAUUGAAAGCAACAUGGACCAGUCUGUGGGCUUUGUGGAGCGCGCGGUGGCCGACACCAAAAAAGCAGCCAAGUUCCAGCAGGAGGCUCGCAGGAAACAAAUGAUGAUCACGUUGUGUUGCAUCAUUCUCGCCAUCGUCGUCGGCGCGUUCGUGUACAGCUGGCUGAAGUGAGGGGAACUGGAUUUGGAUUUUCCCAAAGUCCAGUUCAGUUUGGAGUCACAUUCAUCAAGAG
Trichomycterus rosablanca is the source of this 919-nucleotide messenger RNA. RefSeq names its product syntaxin 3a (gene stx3a). Gene Ontology annotation, molecular function: SNARE binding; SNAP receptor activity. Gene Ontology annotation, biological process: intracellular protein transport; exocytic insertion of neurotransmitter receptor to postsynaptic membrane; synaptic vesicle fusion to presynaptic active zone membrane. The transcript is spliced from 11 exons. NCBI's taxonomy places the organism in Eukaryota, Metazoa, Chordata, Actinopteri, Siluriformes, Trichomycteridae. Gene Ontology annotation, cellular component: endomembrane system; plasma membrane; postsynapse. Bases 1 to 858 code for a protein of 285 amino acids. The record is from RefSeq and is a predicted model, not a curated record.